This is a messenger RNA of Aspergillus ochraceoroseus IBT 24754, 3515 nucleotides long. RefSeq names its product putative ubiquitination network signaling protein. The transcript has 2 exons. The record is from RefSeq and is a predicted model, not a curated record. NCBI's taxonomy places the organism in Eukaryota, Fungi, Ascomycota, Eurotiomycetes, Eurotiales, Aspergillaceae. The coding region runs from base 390 to 3479 and encodes 1029 amino acids.
AUCUCGUUCAUUUUUCCUCUCUCUCUCUCUCUCUCUCUCCCUUCUCUCUCUUCCCCUUCAUCUCUCUUCCCCUUCAUCUCUCCCUCCCACGACACUUCUUCUUACCUUCCCCUCCCCCAUUUAUCUUAUUCUAUUUCUUCUUUACUUUCCUUUUUCUCCUCCCCAUUCUUUACUCUUUUCCCUCCCCCUCCCCUCUUCUUGUCAUUCCUUGACCCGCCAAUAUUUCCUGAGCUGAAUCUCUCCCCCUCCCCUCCCCUCCCCUCCCCUCUCUCCCCCUGCCAAUCCGUCGAUUCGUUGGACCUGUCUUCGACCUCCCUUCUCGCCUGGUCCAAGUCCUUGGCUACUACCUGCCAAGCUGACUCGGGCCUGGGUGUUAGGUUCCCUUGUCCAUGCCACGUUCAUCAGCUACGGCUAGGAAGAGUCAUAGCAAUCGACAAGAGAAUGGCCCCGUUGCGUCUGGAAAAAAACCCAGCAAGCAGAGAUCGAAUGGAAAUCUAAAUGGGAGUAUUAACAGCACCACGACCCCGGAUUCUGGCCCUUCGUCUCAGGUUGACUGGCCCUCGCGUCGCCCGUCAGCAGACCAAGCAACAACCUCCACGGUAGCGACAACUGUCAAGGCUAACGGGUCGACGGAGAGCUCGAAGGCGGAUGGUAACGGACGUGGUUAUCUCAACGGAUAUGCGAAGGGGAAUGCAGACAUGUUAUACGGUCAGACGAACGGUGCUGCGGCGCAGAACGGUGGUGGUGGACUGGCAGCUCAGUCGGCGUCACGUCGUACCGAGAAGUCGGCGGCGACUGGGACCAAGAGGUCGACCUCGAAUGCCUCUGUCAACCCCCUCCAAUUAGCAUCGACGAUCCUCAAGUCCUGCCCCAUGUACGACACCAUCGCCAUCUUGAUCUUUCUGCUGCAGCUUCCACCUAUGGUCCUGACUCUGGUCCAAUUCUUGUUUGCUUCAUUGACCUUCAUGCCUCCUGGCGGUGCGUCCUCUGGCUCCCUGACUUCCAACUUCGAUAUCUUCCAAGGCCCUGCCGGGACCCCGUCUCUUGGAACUAUGAUAGCGAUGGAUGGAUUUUGUCUACUCUUUUGGGGGCUUUUCAUGUGGAGCUGGGCUCAAAACUUCGCCCUUGAUCUGGCCCACGUGCAGGUCGCCAUAACUCUCGGUGGUGGAGGCUCCGGGAAAAAUGGUGGUGUCAACGCUCUGUGUGUUGGCAUUGUGUUGGUUUUGCAUCUGAUUCGCAGUAAAGGUAUACAAGAAUUCGUGAUUGGUCAUCUUGUAUCAGCGAAAAUAAUCACCCCCGAUAUCUUGUCACAAUAUUCAUAUCUCAUGCCGGCUGAGUGGAAACGCACUGAUCCACAAGCAUCUUCUCCGAGCUGGAUCCGGAGUCUGCUUGCUGUACAUAUCCUAGCUCAAGCAGGUACCGCUAUGGCAAGGCGGUCGAUGGCUAAGAACCGAUCCCCAACUCCCGCGCGAACCGGCAAACGUGUUGAUACAGAAGCGUCAGCUGGCUCGCAGACACAAAUUGACUCGGCUUUCGAAUCUACGGCCAGUGUUUCGUCUUACCUUGGUCCGGAUGGCCAAAUCAUCACCUCGGCAGCACACAAAGACGGUAGGGAUCGAUUGAUUUCGGCGAAGAAACGAAGGAGACAAGCGAACCAAGUCCGGAGUCGUCAGCCGUUCUGGGCUGCACUGGCGAGUACCAAGGUAACGGUGAUGAGGGAGUAUGAGCAUUCUCGGGCUUUAUCAAAAACUACGCGAGGUUCUACCAUGACGGAAGAAGAUCUCCAAGGAGUUUCUUUGGAGGAUGGGCUUGUUUGGAUUACGGAGGUGGGUAGUUCCACCAUCCAGUUUGCGGCUGGCGAUUUCACCUCCAUGGACGACUCUGCUCUGUCGGGGUCCUGCGAAGCUGGAGGCCUGAAGACGGAAGAUGCGGAUCCAUUCUAUGUUUGUGUUAAUGGCGCGCUGUGGGCUACUGCUGCCCUAUGCAAAGUACAAGAGUCUUCGAAGGGGUCGAACACGGUGUAUUGGCGGGGCGAGAUUUCAGGUCUCGCCCCAAAUUGCGCGUACACCUGCUCAUUUCUACGAAGUGAUACCGACGAGGAAGUCUGUGCUAUGAGUGUCAAGACCCCCCCUGCCAAUGACGCAGAACAAGCUACCUCGGUCCCGACCCCACCACAGCCGUCCUAUCGGCCUUCCUCUCCAACUACCACGUUGAAAAAUUCGAUUAUCAACGCGGAAGUCAAGCUGAACGAGAAGCGCUCUCGUUUGAGGAAAGCUAAGAAUGACCACAAACUUGCCAUUUCCAAAAUCAAGAAAGAGCUGGACAAUUACAGCCAUCGUUUGCAUAGUGGAACGGACGAAAACAGGCAGAAACAACGGUCUCUCCAACUGGAAAGAAACAUUCGACAAACCGAGGAGGCCACUGCUGCCCUCGAGAGCCAACUCGACACCUUGGAAAAUAUUCCCGAGGAGGAACUUCAAGCAUGGACCGAACAAAAGGCCAAAUACGACCACGAAGUCGAACUACUCAACUGCGCCAAGGAGGAGGUUAUCGCAAUGCGGGCCGCCAAUGCUCGCGAUCUGUCAGCGUUGGAAUCGGAAUUGGGUUCCACGGUUCAGAGGCGCGAACGUCUUCAGAGUCGCCGUACAAGAGUGAAUGAGCAGUACGAAAGGAUUAUUUCCGCCAAUGCUCAAGGCCUCAAUGAGCGGGAACGCCGCGCAGCGGAGCAGUUUGCACGGGAACAAGAUCAGGCCAAACUAGAGUCCACUUUUAACGAGCAGUUUGUAAGCAUCAGCCAGUCGGUUCAGGAAUAUCAACUUCGCACUACCCAGCUCUGGCAGCAGUCUGCAGCUAUCGAACAAGCUAUUCAGCAGCAGCAACAGCGGAUGCUUAUGGAAUCCACGCCACUGACUCCGGAAGGUGAUCUUCCCGGGACCAGUCUCUUCCCCGAGGCCCCAGGAUUACCCCUGACCUCGUUGGUGACGACUACUACCUCUGGCACCCGGUCGUUACUGGGCCACAGCUUCCCAUCACUCAAGUCCAGUCCUCUCCAGCAUGGGUCGUCCCCUGUGGGUGCGACAUCGUCGCACCCGACCAGCCCGAUCCAAGCACCUUCGUACCUCCAAUACUUCCCCAGCUCCCCGUUCGUGACCGUGGGAUCCCACCUGGAUCCGGAUUUCGUCUACCGUGACCGUUCAUUCUCGAACCGGUCUGCCCGUAGCAGCCUCUACGGCUCGGAUUUCAUGGAUUCCACCCGCCGUACCCCACUCCAGCUUGACCCGCUUGAUUUGGGUGCGGAGAAGCGACGACGUUCCGGAUCGGAGAGCAACCCCCCAACCCUCGGGCUGCGGCCAAUCUCCAGCCCUUUUCAAAGAGCCGCCAGUCAUGCGAGCGGUAGUGCCAGCGGUGGAAGCGGCGGAAGUGGUGGAAGCGGAAGUGGUAGCGGCAGCCCUAGCUCUGCCCGUGGUAAAGGAAACUAAGCCCAAGUUUUUUUUUUUUUUUUUUUUUUUUUUUUU